This is a messenger RNA of Dissoconium aciculare CBS 342.82, 1437 nucleotides long. RefSeq lists its product as uncharacterized. The coding region runs from base 1 to 1437 and encodes 478 amino acids. The record is from RefSeq and is a predicted model, not a curated record. Gene Ontology annotation, molecular function: guanyl-nucleotide exchange factor activity; G-protein alpha-subunit binding. Lineage: Eukaryota; Fungi; Ascomycota; Dothideomycetes; Mycosphaerellales; Dissoconiaceae. The transcript has 4 exons. Gene Ontology annotation, cellular component: cytoplasm. Gene Ontology annotation, biological process: G protein-coupled receptor signaling pathway.
AUGUCUGCUCUGCAAAUCCAGGCAGGCCCACAAGGUCUAAACGGCGCUGGCGCCAUCGAGAUUGAGAGCCUGCUGCGGGACUUGAUGAAAUCUAUCGACAGCAAACAUCUUUCAAUUGACCAGCAGACUACGGCUCUCGAAAGAAUUAAAAUUCUCGGCAGAGACAUAAGCCAAGCUGGACCAAUUUUCACCAGAUUGGGAAUAUCAACCCUCGCCCAUUAUGGUCUGGAUUCCAAAGAGGUCGUCAGCUCCAGGGAAGCCCUUCGCUGUCUGGCCAACGCUCUCCUUCUGAAUGAGUCAUCGAGGCAGACCUUCAUCGACAUGGAUUAUGCUGGAAAAGCCGCAGAACGACUGAAAGCCGAUAACCAUGACGACGAGUUUCUCAUCUCGCGCAUUUUAUUCUUACUUACAUACAACACUAACCUUGAUUUUGGCAAAAUGAUCGAUAAGCACGGCCUGGAUUCAAGCGUAAACCGAAACAUUGCCCACCAUGCAAGAUCAUAUCAGACAACUGCCCGCAAACAUGGCGCUUCGUCUCCAAUUCAAGACAUGGCCAUGCACGAGACCUUGAAAUUGCUGUUCAAUGUUACGUACCAUCAUCCAGGUCUGGCUGUGGCAUUUGCGCCCUCAUUCAAUCACUUGGUCCAUAUUUUGAUCAAUUAUGAAAUCCGCGAUCCACCGUUACAACCGCCCGUCACACUUUUGAUCAACGCAUUGCUGAACCUUGAGCUAAAAGCCGAUCCUGUCACGUCAAACAACAAGGCUAGUGAGGAGACCCGAGGAGGCAUCUCUCUUCAUAGGAAACUCAUUGAUCGCCUCAUAAUUAUUCUUGACAGGGCUGUCAGGAGCCAGACUGAGAAGGAACUUGAUCAAGCCGCAGCUCCACUCUGCACACUGCUGCGGCAGCUCUAUGCUUUGGACCAGCCAGACGUACAGACUAAAAUGAAGACUCUACUACUCCCGGCGGACAGUGAGCGCGAGGUGCCAUUGGGUCAAGCCGAUUCACUACCAUCACGGCUGUUGCGAAUGUCAACAUCUUCUGAUCUACCUAUGCUCCGCGACAAUAUCUCCAGUCUACUCUUUGAGCUAAGCGACAAAGAUGCAUCUAAAUUUGUAGAGAAUAUCGGCUACGGUUAUGCAUCUGGUUACUUGAUGAACCAUAGAAUUCCCAUUCCCGCAGGUCCCAUUCCCGCAGCUCGCGCAUCGGACACUGCCCAAUUUCCUGUUGACAAAGCAUUCAAUCCUGUUACUGGCCAACACUUGAGUGCGGAGGAUCAAACUGCAGCGCAAGCGCUUGAAAUGACCGAAGAGGAAAAAGAGCGGGAAGCUGAAAGACUUUUUGUUCUAUUCGAACGCUUGAAAGCGACAGGAGUGAUAAAUGUUACCAACCCCGUGGAGCACGCAAUUAGUGAAGGGCGUUUUGAAGAGGUAGACUGA